Messenger RNA from Papilio polytes (common Mormon), 1665 nucleotides. Its product is annotated as transmembrane protein 134. Bases 148 to 642 code for a protein of 164 amino acids. The transcript is spliced from 2 exons. Lineage: Eukaryota; Metazoa; Arthropoda; Insecta; Lepidoptera; Papilionidae. The record is from RefSeq and is a predicted model, not a curated record.
UGUAAUUUCAGAACGUAGCACGUAAUUGAUCAAUAUGGCGCAUGUUGAUAUGACAAAUUGACAGCUGUGUUUUGCCUUUGUGCGAACAUUACAUUUAUUGUAAUGUUUUUCUUCACAUAACGAGCCCACCAAAUAAAUCAUUUAACAAUGACUCGACCCUUCGGUAAUAGUGACAAACGUUUUUCAAUCGAUGACGCUUUUGAAGAGGAAACCGAUGAAGCCAUAAAAGUAUACGGUGCGACGGGUGAUAGAUCUCCUCUGCAGAAUAAAUACAAGAAUGGCGGUGACUAUGUAGCCAGUAAAACUUACAAAUGCACAGAGGAUACAACAUCAAGAGACUCGGAUUCAUUAAUCCAUGAAUAUGUAGAAGCUACACAGUCAAUGUAUUGUUGGAACCAUCCUAAAGUCCGAGAGAACUGGAAAACGGUCUGUGCGGCUGUUAUUCUUCUAUUAGUAGGAGUAGGUCUUUUAGGUAUGGGAGCGUUUGCUGUUGCCGAACCUGAAAAUGGACUUCAAGGUGCUGUGUUCUUUGUAGCAGGUAUGAUUUGCUUCGUACCAGGAGCUUAUCACGUAGUUUACAUCUGGUUAGCUGCCCGAGGUCAAAGAGGUUAUGACUUCUAUCAUCUACCAUUGUUCACCUGAUUCCCUUGCUUACAGCGGAGUACGAAUUUCAUUCAGAGAUUGUGAUUGAACAAAAUGCUCUCUAAUUUGCCGUUGCCCCCUUUUUUUAAUAAAAAUGGAUCAAAACUCAGUACAACCUACUUUUUCUUCCAUGCUUGAUUACUGCAUUUAGAUGUAACAUUCUUAUUUCAAAUGGAAAAUGUAUUAAUUGUAAAUAUUAUCUUGGAAAUUUAUUAAAGUUGUGAAAAUUUUCUUUUUAUCUACUUAAAAAUUUCGUAAUGUAAUUGAAGUGCCUAGUUAUGUAGUGUUAGUCAAUAGUUUUAGUUCUAUAAUAUCUUAAUAUUAAAUGAAUAUAUAUUGGACAUAUUGAUUGCAACCUUUGAUGUAAAAGGAAAUUUGGUUUUUGUACAUAAAUAUGCACAUAAGGAAAUUGUAAAAUGAAAUUAAAUAUUAUGUUAUGUUUCCAACAAAUCCUAUUCGAAAUAUAACUUAAUUGUAUUUACUAUUAUAUCAUUGUGGGUUAAAUAACUCAAGUACUUUGAAAAAUCGUGAUUUUUUAAUGAAUUUCUUUGAAAAUUAUUGUUAUAAAGUGAUAUUGAAAUUAUUGUCAUAAUGAAAUGAAACUUCAAACAAAUCAAAUGUUGAGAUACCCUAGUCACUUUGGUAUAAAAAUUGUUAACAUCUUAAAACUUUAAACAGCAUUUUAUGUAUCAUUGUCAUCAAAAGCUUUAUUCUAUCAUAUAUUACCUUUGUGAUGUUUUCCAUUAGAUUGAUUGUUGGGUCAGGUUAAUGGGAAACACCAACAUUCAAACAAUAAGUUGCCACUGAUGCUAUUAAUAUCAAUUUAUGGUUAUUAACAUUACUCAAUAAUUAUAACAAUUGGCAAUCAAUUAAAAAUCAAAUUUAGUGACAAGGUUUAUUUACAAAAGUUAUAAAAAAAUACUAUGAUAUUCAUGAAUUGUAUAUUGGUUAAAAUAUUUUUUGAUGUCUGAAAUGUUGUAACAAUAAAUUAUAACCAAGGCCCUGUCCCACCAAUGGCUGAUA